AUGUCUACAUCCAUUGUGGAAGCAAAGUCUCUUUCCUCGCUCACAGCACUCGCUUCCAAUCCGCCCGCAUAUCCCAGAAAUCCGACCCACGUGAAGCAUGAACCGCUGACAUUGUAUAUUGCCCGCGUUCCUGGCAGUAAAGAUGUCUUCUUGUCGCCGAUGAAGCCGCGGGAAAAGGUAGUGACUGCCGAAGACAUCCAUAGUUCGCUCUAUUUUGUCCAUGUGGAGCAACCUGAGGAUGCUCGACUCUUGAUUCCUUUAGAUUAUCAGAACGCCGAGUACCCAGAGCAAACUCAAGCUUCUUCCCACACUCCAUCAGUGGCCCCAGGCAUCCAGCGCAAGGCCGUUCCAGGCGCUCCAAUCAAGGUUCCCCCACGCAAACCAAUCCCAGGCACCCUCGCACCUAUCCAUGAUGCCGAAAACAGACAGAACAUCAGUGCCGGCCAAUAUGAUCAGAGACACCGUUCAUUAGUCCCUGAGCACAAUCCACGCCGUUCCUUUGACUCCAACCAAUCCCGCCAGGAGAAUGAUGGACCGCGACCUUCACCGCGUAGAGCAUCGGAGAAUCCCGAAAGAAAUGGCACUACGCUCACUCUGAUCCGACGAGAUCCAGCAUCUGGCUCUCAGUGGAAUGUUGCCAGAAUUGAGGAUCCAAAUAUUUUCGACGUCUCAUCUUCCAGUGAUCCUGUCCUGAAGAAGAAGAUAGGGUCUCCCAUGUACAUCGAAAUAUUGAAUCCAGGCUACUCCAAGUUCCUUCAUUCCGACACUAGCAGCAGCAGCUCUGGCUUGAUAAAUAGUAACGGUGAUGUACCUGCUCGAUCGGCUCAGGAUUCGUUGUCAUUACCGCACAUUCGAACACCGCAACUGGAACCGCUUUCUCUGGCGAGUGAAAACAUCUUUCGUCGACGUUUGUGGAUGGAGGGCACGCAGCAUGGUAACGCUGCGUUUGGCCACCGCAAACAUACUUCUCAGGACUAUAAUACACCACAGCCUAGCUCGAGGGGUAGGCACGGAAGGCAAGGGGAAGGUGCUGCUGGCGUUCAGCGCCCGCAGCCUAUGCCAUCGUUCUUGCAACGUCAGGAUCAGACAUACAACACCAUACAAGUCUCCGAAAGGCAAACGAGCUUCCGUGGUUAUGUAUUCAACAGUCCCUGGAACGGUCGAUGUGAGUUCAUCACUGGGCUGGUCGGGGGUUCACUGAAGUGCCGACAUGUUAUUCCUGGCCUACAAGGAGCGCCCGCUGCAAUGACAGUAAGCGAGCUGAGAUUCAACUUGCCCAGCAGCUCCAAGGUCAUGUCCCCAAGGGCAGAAGAGUCUUCAAAACGUUCUUCAUUCUUCCUUCGUGGCACACGGCACAAUCGUAACAACUCCACCGAUAGCACGGAGGAUGUGCGCAAUUCUCGCGACCGUUUGGACUUAUCCCUCGGCCAGGAGUUUGCAGGGGGUGGAUUUGGAGGCAAACAGGCAAAGCUAGGCAAGAUCAUCCUAGAAGACGAAGGAUUGAAGAUGAUGGACUUAUUGAUGGCGGCCAAUAUAGGGUUAUGGUGGAGAGCAUACGAGAGGGCGAGUGCCGGCUUGAAAGGGGAUCGCGGAGGCUUCCAGAUGUGA
Plenodomus lingam JN3 is the source of this 1608-nucleotide messenger RNA. RefSeq lists its product as uncharacterized. Lineage: Eukaryota; Fungi; Ascomycota; Dothideomycetes; Pleosporales; Leptosphaeriaceae. The record is from RefSeq and is a predicted model, not a curated record.